Messenger RNA from Pseudomassariella vexata, 1542 nucleotides. Its product is annotated as major facilitator superfamily domain-containing protein. Gene Ontology annotation, molecular function: transmembrane transporter activity. Gene Ontology annotation, biological process: transmembrane transport. Bases 1 to 1542 code for a protein of 513 amino acids. The transcript is spliced from 6 exons. The record is from RefSeq and is a predicted model, not a curated record. NCBI's taxonomy places the organism in Eukaryota, Fungi, Ascomycota, Sordariomycetes, Amphisphaeriales, Pseudomassariaceae. Gene Ontology annotation, cellular component: membrane.
AUGGCCGACAUUAAAUCACCGUCCGUUAAUGAUGGCGAUGAGGUCCAACAAGUCCCUUCAACCGCCCAAGGUGACAUCUCAAAGUCGGUCGAUGAUCAUGCUCUCGAUGAGGCUGCCAAGUAUCUGGCAAACACGGAAGAGUAUGCGCCAAUGACACCAGAGCAAGAGAAGAAGAUUGUCAAAAAGAUUGACGCAUGGAUGAUUCCCCUCCUACUCUUCGCGGCUUCACUCGGAGCUGUUGACAAGGUCCAGAUUGGAACUGCCUCGCUGUACGGGUUCCAGACGGACAACAACAUGGUGGGACAAGAGUACAGUUGGCUUGGCAGUAUCCUACCACUAGGUACUCUGAUUGGUCUCGUCCCAGCCUCUUACCUCGUCCAGCGAGUUCCACCUGGCAAAUUGCUAUGCACCGCCUCCCUUAUGUGGUCCAUCUUGACCAUUAUGUACGCCCCCUGCCGAUCUUGGUCUGGCUUUAUGGCCCUCCGCUUCUGGUUAGGCUUUCUCGAGGCGGCCAUCACCCCAUCUUUGACCAUGCUUGUUGCCUCCUUUUACAAAAAAAACGAACAACCUCCGAGAAAUGCCAUAAUUUUCGCCUACUUUUCUUCUGUUUUCAACGGCUUCUUCGCUUGGGUGGUCGGCACAAUUCCCGCCUCGGCCCCUUUGCUGAAAUGGCAGUACCUCUACAUCAUGACGGGCUCCAUAAACGUCAUCUACUCCAUCUUUCUCUUCUUUUUCCUGCCCGACAGCCCCAUGAAUGCCCGUUUCCUUACCGCCGAGCAAAAGUUCCACGCUGUGCAGAGGCUGGCCGGCAACAGGACGGGAAUCGCCAACCGUGUUUGGAAGUGGGAUCAGGUCUGGGAAGCACUUCUCGACAUCAGGAUUUGGAUCAUAUUUUUCUUCAACAUUGUCAUCAAUAUCCCCAACGGCGGUCUCCAAACAUUUGGGUCCAUCAUCAUAAGCAAUCUUGGGUUCAGCGCAUUGGAAGCGAGUUUGCUCACCAUGCCCUUCGGUAUCAUUGCCACAGGUGGCGCAUGGCUCUUCAGUUACAUUGCCGCCAGGUCGCAUAACAAGCGGACCUUUGUUGCCAGUAUAGCUUUACUUCUGCCGAUUUUUGGCACAGCCUUGGUGUACGGCUUGCCGAGGUCCAACAUAGCUGGGCAGAUGGUGGGAUUGUACUUUAUGUACUUCUACUGGCCUCCGUAUGUUGUAGGCAUCUCCCUUCCCCAGGCAAACACAGCCGGUCACACCAAGAAGAGCGUUACCUACAGUCUUGUGACAGUUGGUUAUGCCGCGGGGAACCUUAUAGGCCCUCAGACUUUCCGCGCGAACCAAGCACCAAAGUACACUUCGGGUGUUGUCGUAAUGUUGGUCUGCUACUGCGUAUGUAUGCUGCUUCUUGGUCUCUACUGGUUCAUUGCCACGCAGGAGAAUAAACGGCGAGAUUGCAAAUACGGUAAACCGGAGGUGGUGCAAGAGGGGACAGCUGAGGGCUUCAUAGACAUGACGGAUAAGAAGCAGCAUAACUUUCGUUAUACGACUUAA